Molecule: messenger RNA, 849 nt
Organism: Funneliformis geosporum
Lineage: Eukaryota; Fungi; Glomeromycota; Glomeromycetes; Glomerales; Glomeraceae
Source: the annotation of a GenBank genome assembly
AUGGUGGGUCAAGAAGGUAAUUUUUGCCUCGCUGUCACAUUUGAAAUGUUUAACCACAUGUCUAGGAUACCUUCAAGAGUUUUAGGUUUUACUGUUUUUCGUGAUAUAUUUAAAAAGUCUGUAUCAGCUUUUAUUGCUACAACAAAGGAAGAAAAACUUGUAAACGUGCUAGGAGACCUACUGGGCUCAAAUUCAUCCUACUUUAAUAAUCUUCAUAUCGACUAUGAACGCCUUCUUACAACAGUACAGAAUAGACGUAAGCUAGGUGCAUCUCCCGUUAUUGUUGGCCCACGACCACUUCCCAAUGAUUCACUAUGGAAUAGUAUUCGGAAGAAGAAAGUUUGUAAUGAAAUUUCGGUUGCCAUGAUGAAUACCAUUAGAUAUUAUGAUCUGGGUAUAAUAGUGCUUAUUAGUGGUGAUGGUGACUUUGAUCCUACAAUAAAACAAAUCUUGAAGGAUAGAUGGACGAUCGAGACAUGGUUCUGGACAUCUGGUAUAUCUAAAGACUUUAUAUCAAUCACACAUUACAGACCUUUGGAUAAUUUAUAUAAAUCUUUCACAUAUUGUUACGGAUCUGACAUUACUAGGAAAAAGUAUGGACUUAAGAUUACUGAUAGUAACUCCAUUCGGAGUUGGAGGACUGAAGAGAUAAUGGGCUUUUAUGAAGCUUUAGACUUAUUCUGUUGGUACAACCGAUUAGAUAGAAAGACUUUAUGCUUGUAUUUUAAUGAUUUGGAGCAAUUGGAAAAAGCAAAGCAUUGUAUGAAAACUAAUCAUCCCAAUUUACGGGUUUUGGAGGAAGAUGAGAGUUUAAUUAAUCCAAUUCAUAAUUCAAUGCAACAUCUUUAA